AUGUUCUACAGUCACGAAAUCUUGACUAACCAGCAGUAUGGUGUUGCCACCGUGUGGCUGGUUUCGACCUUUGGUCUCAGAUCAAGCAACAGGAAGAUCUCGCGUAAGGCAAUCCAAGAAGUCAAUGUCAGGAAAGCCUGCGAGACCAUCCUCCAGCCGGGCGCACCCAUUGCUUUGCGGCUGCAGGGAAGUCUACUAUAUGGCGUUUCUAGGGUCUUCUCCCAGCAAUGCUCCUAUGUGCUCACCGACGCCGAGAAGAUCCAUAUGCACAUGAGAUGCUUCUACAAUGUCCUGGGAGGCACCGAGAAUGCCCUUGAUCCGCAAGCCGGCAAAGCAAAGCGCAACCAACUCAUCCUCCCGGAUGAUCCAAACUUCGAGGUCAACAUGGGGCUCCCAGCCUUCCGCUUGGACGAGGAUGGAAAUCUAGCUUCCCUAUUCCAGAGUCAGGCCUCAUGCAAGACUUCGUCCCAGUUCUCCCCACUGGAUAAAUUCAAUCUCACACCAGACGGCAGCGGCUCCUUUCUUCUUGGCCUUGAUCUUCCUCCAUCUUCUCCUGCCGACCCGCUGUAUUCUCAGCAUUCUUCCUACUCCUUGGGGCCUCUUUCUCAACAUAAGCCUGACGACGAUAUGAUGGAGUUCGGCCAACCCGAGGCCAACGCCGAAAUCUUUGGCGAUUGGGGAAUCGAGAUCGACGCUGACGGUAACGUGAUGGCAACUGUCGACGAGCCUGAGCUGCCUGUUCUUCCUCGCCCCGAGGAAGAGCGAACUCGUGUCACUGCCUUUGGCCAAGGUCAUAAUGAGUCGGAAUUAUCCUUUGACGACCAAGGUGACUUGCUCAUGAGCGGAGGUACGGCCCCUCCGCCCGAUGCCGAUGAAGUUCCUGGCCUUGUCCCCGACCAAGUCGAGCAAGCUCAGGAAGACCAGUUAAUGGAAGAUGUCGAAGAAGCACAAGUCAUUGCGGAGGAGCCUGUGGUUGAGGCAGUCGCCGCACCUGUCCAACGUCGUCAGCGCCGCCGUACUGUGCUGGUACCUGACCAUGAUACCAAAAUCAGUCGCCACGAAUUGAAGUCGUGGAGCACCAAUUAUCUUGCCAAUGCCGAGCGGGCGAAUAACGCUGCCGUACGCGGUGCAGCCAUGAACCCAACUACUGCCAAGAAACACGCAUACGAGCUCAUAUUUGGUCGUGGAGUUGGCCGUGUAGGCGCCCUUGAAAGCGGUCUUAACUCCGAAAACCAUCGCAGCCAUCCACUGGCAGCUCUGUUUUCCGGCGCCAAUUUUGCUAGCGAGGCCUUGGGUAUCGACAUCGAUGAGGAGGUUGAAGCCGAGGGAAGACGCAGCCGUCGACGCCCCGCCCUCGAAGCUCUCGAGUUAGAGGAAGAAGAUGCCGAGAGACGUGUACGUCGUCGCCUUAGUGAUGAGAACGGAGAAGAGCAUCAAGCGCAAGCGCAGCCAAACACCGAGCCGCAGACUGAGGCAGGCCGUGGCGGCUUGCCUACUGGAGGAGUCGAAGAAGACGCCGAGAUUGGAAGAAGAGAUGGCUCAGCACUGCCCGACAUUCCCUCCGACGCUCCCUGGAACCGACCCUCUUCCCUGGUCCCAGGCUCAUCGGUGAAAGGCGACAAUCACCACCCCGGAUCCAGCCGCCAAGUGAGCGCCAGUCCCCUCCACAGCCGCGGCAGCCGCUUGGCCCACCUUCCCCCCAUUGAUCGCUUCAGCGACGCAGGAUCCUACGCGCCCUUCUUGCACUCUGGCGGCGCCCCUGGUUUCUCAUCCGACCCCAUAAUGCCACCUGGAGAGGAUGAACCGCAGCUUCCGCAUUUGCCUGGCGGUCCUCAGGGUGGCCGUGACCUCUUGCGCUGUACUCCUUCCGGCGAAGCUGAAAUGACUGCUACCCAGGCUGCGGCCGAAACCUCCCAAGUAAUGCGCGACGCUCUAGAUCGCGACGGCCACAACUUCCUGGCUUACGUCAAUAUGGUAGCCAAAGCCAGAGGGGAGACGCGGUCCCUCGGCGGCGGCGGUGCUCCACCCUCUUCUUCCCAUGCCCACGGAGACGGAAACGACAGACUUCUCAGACAGUGGGUUGCCUUUGACGAGCUGUUGGAUGAACCUAGAGACAGAACCCGACAGGUGGCGACUCAGGCUUUCUACAACGUCUUGGUCCUCGCGACCAAAGACGCAAUCAAGGUGGAGCAGGACAUGGAGGGCUUCCAGCCGUUUGGCGAAAUUCGCGUGGGCGUUGAGGUGUCGGAGGCUGAGAUGCUGGCUCUGAUGGAGGAGGAUGGUGACGAGUGA
This is a messenger RNA of Neurospora crassa OR74A, 2292 nucleotides long. RefSeq names its product Rec8. The transcript is spliced from 4 exons. The coding region runs from base 1 to 2292 and encodes 763 amino acids. The record is from RefSeq and is a predicted model, not a curated record. Gene Ontology annotation, biological process: synaptonemal complex assembly; replication-born double-strand break repair via sister chromatid exchange; mitotic sister chromatid cohesion. Gene Ontology annotation, molecular function: protein binding; chromatin binding. NCBI's taxonomy places the organism in Eukaryota, Fungi, Ascomycota, Sordariomycetes, Sordariales, Sordariaceae. Gene Ontology annotation, cellular component: synaptonemal complex; cohesin complex.